AUGCCUAACCCUGUUGCUUUGGCAUAUUUUCAGAUCCAAGGCAGCAAAAAAGCCCGGCGUGAACCAGACACUAUGGCCAUAGAGCAGUACUUGGAAGAAACUGUGGCUCAAAAUGACUGUAACAGAGAAGAUAAGACAUCACUGGCGAAGUGGAAUUCUAUUUCUGAGACAGACAUAGAUUCUGACGAUAGCCCCUCCAGUGGUUUUGAUUGCAAUAUUUGCCUGGACUCCGUGCAGGAUCCAGUGGUCACGCUUUGUGGUCACCUUUACUGCUGGCCCUGCAUAUACAAAUGGCUUCAUUUCCAGGGCGUCUCUGCUGAAAACCAGGAUCAGCAGCCACAACAGCAAUGUCCUGUCUGUAAAGCCGAAGUUUCCCAAUCCACAAUAGUUCCACUCUUUGGCCGCGGCCAAACCACAAAACUCUCCAAGAGCAAAGCCCCCAAUCUCGGUAUAAUCAUUCCACGGAGACCUCCUGGUCUUGCCUGUGGAUUUGAUUCACCAAGAUCACCUAUUGCCACCAAUAGUCCACGCUCAACACAGCAAAUUCAUCAUCGACAUAAUUAUCCGCUUCAAUCACAACUCUAUUCUUCCCAGCCAGGGAGUUACUCUGCUUCCCCACUGCUUAGCCCAGGGGGGACAUCAAUAAACAUGGCUGAUCCAGUGGUUGGGAUGUUUGGCGAAAUGAUUUACGCAAGAGUUUUCGGUAACUCGAUAGCCAACAUCCACAGUUACCCAAAUUCGUAUUGUCUUGCAGGAAGCACUAGCCCUAGAAGGUUUUCUCCCAUGAACACGCAUUUUCCAUCAGCCUAUAGAACACUUGAACCUCAGCUCAUCUCCACAUUAACUUCACUCGAUAUUCUUGCCUUAUCAGGAAUGGCAUAUGCCUUGACUCAAACGUUGGCCACUACGUACAGCAAAGUAGGUUGGCUGGAAGAGCACCCACGUAUAAAUAUCGAAUUGGGCCUUGCAUAUCUUGAGUAG
This is a messenger RNA of Dovyalis caffra, 981 nucleotides long. NCBI's taxonomy places the organism in Eukaryota, Viridiplantae, Streptophyta, Magnoliopsida, Malpighiales, Salicaceae. The record is from the annotation of a GenBank genome assembly.